Molecule: messenger RNA, 1152 nt
Organism: Trichomonas vaginalis G3
Lineage: Eukaryota; Parabasalia; Trichomonadida; Trichomonadidae
Product: histidine acid phosphatase
Exons: 1
Coding region: 1-1152 (383 amino acids)
Biological process (GO): dephosphorylation
Molecular function (GO): phosphatase activity
Source: RefSeq, a predicted model, not a curated record
AUGAUUUUAUCAUUAUUUUUUUGGAAAGCAAUCUCAUUUGAAUGCUCUGCACCACUCAAACAUCCACCUGGCAUUCCAAAUGGAAAACUUCAAGUGAUGUUUUUGAUUACUCGCCAUGGAAUUAGGACUCCUAAUGAUGCUGUUAUGCCUCAAGAAGUGGAUGGUUACUGGCUUUGUGAUGCCCAUGAUGCAGUAUCACCUCGUAUGCGAGUCAGUCAGUUAAGUGGCGUGUUACGUCGUUAUCGCCAAACAAUAUUUCAUAAUCAAGCUCCAUUUCCUCCAAAUUGUGAUACAGGCGAACUUUUGGUUGAAGGUAUGCAACAACAUCGCGAACUUGGUGAAUUUUACAGUAAUUAUCUAAUUUAUGAAACAGAUUUUCUUCCAGAAGAUUUCAAUGAAUCACUCGUUGAAUUCCGUUCAACAUAUUACACUCGCUGUUAUAAGUCAGCACAGUCUUUCAUUGAUGGAUUUUAUCCUCCACAGCAAAAAGGCGAAAUUAUCAAUAUAUCAGUCGGUUCUACAACUAAGGAGUUCUUAUAUCCAGACCCUUCUACAUGUCCUGAGAUGAAUCAGGACUGGAAUGACAUGGUCGCAUCUGAUGAGUACAUUAAAAGGCGUGAUGCAGCCAAAAUUAACUACGAACCUAUAUAUAAUUAUACAGGCGUUGAAUGGGAUGGGUUUAACUGGCAAUGGUGGGGAGAUUCAUUGAUUGCAUAUUAUUGUACCGGAAAUCCGAUGCCAAAAGUGGUAACAGAAGAAAUGUUCAAACAAAUGGUUGAUGACACUCAAUUUGCAAUGCCAGGAUUCUAUAACAGAAGGAAAGGAGUCGCUGCAUCCCCACUUUGGAGAGAAAUUUUCCUCAGAAUUGACGAAUUUCUCAACAAAACAACGCCAAUAAAGUUCAGACUUUAUAGCAGUCAUGAUUCAACAAUUGCUGGUCUGCUUGGAUCUAUUGGAGCAUAUACAAUCUCCCCUCCAUUUAGAAGUCAUUGUACUGUUGAACUUUGGAAAGUUAAAGGAAAAGAUAUUGUCAGAAUUGUCUUCAAUGGAGAGCCUGUUCCUAUUGAUAUAGCAGGAGGAAAGACAACAAUAGAGCUGAAGAAGCUAAAGGAUGGUCUUUCACAGUAUCUCAACCACUGUAAAUAUGAUUGA